Messenger RNA from Pichia membranifaciens NRRL Y-2026, 1216 nucleotides. RefSeq lists its product as hypothetical. The coding region runs from base 47 to 1108 and encodes 353 amino acids. Gene Ontology annotation, cellular component: mitochondrion. NCBI's taxonomy places the organism in Eukaryota, Fungi, Ascomycota, Pichiomycetes, Pichiales, Pichiaceae. The transcript has a single exon. Gene Ontology annotation, molecular function: GTP binding. The record is from RefSeq and is a predicted model, not a curated record.
GUAGAAGCCUUUUUCUGAUGAACUGGAGAGCAAUAAGUCAGCAGAGAUGAGAUCUUGUCACUCAAGACUUUUAGGUGGCACCCAGCUUUGGCAAAGAUAUGUGUCAACUGUACCGCACGAAAAAAGGGAGAUCUUGAACUUGAAAGCACUUUUAGCCAAAUCCGAAGAGGCUGAACUUGCUAACAAGAAAAUAGAGGUGCCAAAACAAAACAAGGCAAAGAAGACCGAUCCACACGAUAACUAUGGGCUGGAGAUCAUGAAAGAACUGGCUAAGCUGACGGCGCUACCUUUGAAAUGGAAGGCAAGCCAUAAAGAGUACACCAGUAUAGCCGGCUUCCUAACCUUGGCCCACGUUGCCUUAGAGUGGAGUAUAUAUGACUACCGAAAGAUUCCCACAAUGGAGGUUGCCGGAAAGGAGUUACCGGAGGUGAUAUUUCUGGGACGAUGUAACGUGGGAAAGUCGUCUCUGAUAAAUGCGUUGUUGAGCAAAAAGAAGGACGCCGUAGUGCAGCCGUAUGCCAGGGUGAAGAACCAGGCAGGGUACACGCCGUGCUUGAAUUUUUACAACGUUGGAGGGCGGUUCAGACUUGUUGACUGCCCUGGAUACGGUGUCAAGGGCCGUGAGUGGCAGGGGAAGUUGGUUUUCGAGUAUCUACAGAAACGGGGCAACUUGCAGAACACCUACUUGAUUCUCGAUGCAGAAGUGGGCCUGAACGCGUACGACGAGCUGCUUCUGCAGAACUUGACGGACGUGGGAGUGAGAUUCGACAUCAUCUUCAACAAGAUCGACAAGAUCCCGCGGGACAAGCGAAAGGCACGGAUCCUUGACCUGGUCACCACCGGCUUCAUCGGGGGCCUCAGCAUGACGCCACGGUGCUAUGCUGUCAGCAGCAACGAGCAGUCCAGAACCGGCAUCACCGAGGUCAUGGUCUCAGUCAUCGAGUCCUGCGGAAUAUGGCAGGACGGCGAGGCCGGCCGGUUGGUUGCAGCCAAGAAGAAACAUGUUGUGCGUGCCGAGGUCGCCCGACAGCAGUACAAACGCGGGAAGAAGGAGCACAAGGAGCUGCAGAGGAAGCAGCGGGAGAACGACCAGCGGCUGGCCAAGUAGCGGCCUCUCAUUUCUGUAUAUAUGUGUACACUGCUUUAUCCAUCUUCCGUGAAGAUAGCCAACAGUAAGUAAUCUGGCAAAACAUGUGCGCACGUGACAUUUUCGCCG